Messenger RNA from Habropoda laboriosa, 552 nucleotides. RefSeq lists its product as uncharacterized. Lineage: Eukaryota; Metazoa; Arthropoda; Insecta; Hymenoptera; Apidae. The record is from RefSeq and is a predicted model, not a curated record. The transcript is spliced from 2 exons. The coding region runs from base 34 to 333 and encodes 99 amino acids.
UCCAAGCUUGUCAUCUACUCAGCAACCUACAACAUGAAGUGCAUCGCAGCUGUCGUUUUGUUCGCUCUGGUCGGCGUAGCUCUAGCUAAACCCCUGGAAACCGAGUCGUUGGAACCGGGAAAGCCCGAGUCGGUGGCGGUGGAAGGUGAAAAUGCAGCGGCAAGGGACAAGCGAGGGCUCCUGGUGGGUGCGGCUUACACUGCGCCCCUCGCUUACAGCGCGUACACCGCUCCAGUCGCGUACACCGCUGCUGCCUACAGUUACCCUUACGCGGCAUACUCCGGCUACCCUUACUACGCCGCGGCCUACUCCUCGCCCUACUACGUCGUCUAAAAUCUAACCGACCACGCACCAGACUGCCCGCCUAAUUUCGACCACUGCACCGAUCUCGACAGCUCCGCCGAGAGCUCUCCAGAUUUCAUCGAGAUGCACGAACAAUCACGCCCAAGGAUGCUUUCUCACACGGACUCGCCAAUUACUCUCCGUCGAUACGCAACCACCUGAUGCCACCAUUCUUCCGCGCUUUACUAACAAUUCAAACAUGCACAAGUA